AUGGUUGGAGAUCUACAUGGCUACGCUAACGCUGUCAUAGGAGAUCAGGUUUCUCCAUCCACCGUCGGCGGUCGGAAAGUUGCCAAUGCAUCCGCGCUGGGCGGCUUCGCGAACGGCGUAGCCACCGGUGGGGCACCACUAACCCGCCUGGCCAUCUACAAAGCGUGUUGGCAAGUGCCUUUCGAUGAUAUGAAAGCAACUUUCUGCCAAGAUGACGACGUGUUGGCGGCAUUUGAUCACGCGGUCGCCAAUGGGGUUCAGGUGAUUAGCAUAUCCCUUGGUUUAUUGCCUCAAGAUAAUUACUUCACACAGGAUGGCGUCGCGCUUGGAGCAUUGCAUGAGAUGAAGAGGAACAUUGCAGUGGUCGGUAGCGCUGGAAAUUAUAGGGAACCAUUUUGCCGGCAAGACACACUUUCACCGGAUAAAGUGAAAGGGAAAGUAGUGUUUUGUCAAGCUGGAGGUUUAUCCCAGACAUUAGAAGUGGAAAGAGCCGGCGGCGCAGCUGUCAUAUUAGGGAAUAUUCAAAGUGAGAUACUAGUUGAUAGUUUUCUGAUUCCAGCUACAAACAUCUUUAAUCCUUCCGGGGCAGAUGCAAUUCUGAAAUACAUUUUGACCAACAAGAAUCCAGUGGCCACUCUCAUUCCUGGAAAAAUAAUUUUUGGUGCUAAACCAUCACCGGCCAUGGCUCCUUUUACCUCAUUAGGUCCAAGUUACUCGGAGCCUAACAUCCUCAAUCCUGAUAUUACAGCUCCAGGGCUUAAUAUUUUAGCAGCAUGGAGUGAGGCAUCCUCACCUUUAGAACUACCUGAAGAUCAUCGAAGUUUUAAGUAUAACAUCGUAUCAGGAACAUCCAUGUCGUGCCCUCAUGUCUCUGCUGUCAUUGCGCUUCUUAAAGCCAUACAUCCUAACUGGAGUGGUGCUGCCAUAAAAUAUGCUAUUAUGACAACUGCUACAACUAAGAGUGUGAAAGGAGAAGCAAUAAAGGAUGCAUAUGGAGAAGUUGCAGGUCCCUUCCAUUACGGGGUAGGCCAUAUUCAGCCAUCAAAAGCGGCUGAUCCCGGGUUCGUAUACGAUUCAACAUACACGGACUAUCUUCUCUUUGUUUGCUCCAGUAUCGGCACUACACUAGACCCCUCUUACAAAUGCCCAAAGAAAGCUUCAUCUCCAAGUAAUCUCAACUAUCCAUCCCUAUCAAUAGCUCAGCUCAAAGGGUCAAUGGUUGUGAAAAGAACAGUCACAAAUGUGGGCACAGCAAACGCUACGUAUUCUGUGGAGGUGAAAGCCCCAGCUGGAUACUCUAUCAAAAUUUCUCCAACAGAGUUGAAGUUUAUGGAGGUUGGAGAAAAGCAGAGUUUCUUUGUAAGUGUUAAGGCUGAAAGUGUUAAGAAGGCUGGGGAGUUUGAAUUUGGUUGGUAUAAAUGGAGUGAUGGGAUUCACAUGGUUAAAAGUCCAAUUGUUGUUUCAUCAGCAUAGCUUUCGACCUUUGGCUUUCAACUUAGGAGAUUCCCAGUGAAAACCUGAAAUUAUUAUCACAAUAAAUUGUCAAACGCAUGUAAUAAUGUAGCUGGUGAAAGAUGGUCAAAUGGAUGAAAAGUUUUCGUUUCUUCAUGGUUAUGUAACAUAAUUUAGUAUUUAUAUUGUGUAACAAAAUAUUUAUAAGCACAAAUAAUGAUUGUUAUCUUUAAAUUAU
Ipomoea nil (Japanese morning glory) is the source of this 1690-nucleotide messenger RNA. RefSeq names its product subtilisin-like protease SBT5.6. Gene Ontology annotation, biological process: proteolysis. The transcript has 5 exons. Lineage: Eukaryota; Viridiplantae; Streptophyta; Magnoliopsida; Solanales; Convolvulaceae. Gene Ontology annotation, molecular function: serine-type endopeptidase activity. Bases 1 to 1473 code for a protein of 490 amino acids. The record is from RefSeq and is a predicted model, not a curated record.